CGGCCUUCUUUUCAUGAAUAGAUCAUCUAUCUGCUUUCUCUCCUGGCAAAAACUUUCCAGGUUCUCCCCUCGUUCAACCACCCAAGCUGUCAUAUCUCCCUUUCAUGGCUUUCUCGUCCCAACAACUAUUAUUUUCUAGCCAAUUUUCCCUUCCUUGCCCCCGAACACCACCAAAUAGAAAUCUCAAAGCCAUCCCAAGAGCAGCUCUAAGAGAAUGGAAAGAGUACGAGGAUGCUGUGAAAAGAAAAGACCUUGCCAGAGCUCUUAGGUUCUUGAAAUCCAAAGAAACUCAGACAAACAAUGAUAGUUUAGCUGAUUCAGUUAACGGGUCUUUCUCAAAUGACUCAGCGACUCGGUCUGGACUCGGUGACCUGGGUUUGUUUGAUGUGUUAGAGAGGGAUUGGGAGGUUUUGGACACUUGUUUGAAUGCUGAUGAUAUGAGACUCGUUUCCAGUGCGUACGGGUUCCUCAAGAACAGGGGGUUCUUGCCCAGUUUUGGAAAAUUUAGCAACAUUGUUUUGGAAGGACCUAGGGAAGUUACACCAAUCUUGUUGCAGUCUUCUACUGGUCUAGAAGUGACAAAACUUUCACCAAAGAAGUGGGGUGCAACUGGGAUCUCAAGCCUUGUGUUCAUUGCGUUUACUGGAGGAGCAAACUUUCUUGUUGACCGAGGGAUUGAUAUCAGAGUUAACCUCGCGGCUAUCUUAGGAUUGGCCUUUUUAGACUCUAUCUUCCUUGGCGGAGCUUGUUUAGCUCAAAUCUCAAGCUACUGGCCCCCGAAUAAGCGUCGAAUCUUAGUUCACGAAGCAGGUCAUCUUUUGGUAGCAUAUCUUAUGGGUUGUCCGGUUCGAGGUGUAAUUUUAGACCCCAUGGUUGCAAUGCAAAUGGGCACUCAAGGGCAGGCAGGAACUCAGUUUUGGGAUGAAAAGCUGAGUAAUGAGCUUGCUGAAGGGAAACUCAGUGGCACUUCGUUUGACAGGUACUGCAUGGUGCUUUUUGCUGGCAUUGCAGCUGAAGCUCUGGUUUACGGCGAGGCAGAGGGUGGAGAAAAUGAUGAAAACCUAUUUAGGAGUACCUGUGUUCUUCUGCAACCCCCAUUAUCUGUAGCCCAGAUGUCAAAUCAAGCAAGGUGGUCUGUUCUACAAUCUUUUAAUUUGUUAAAAUGGCAUAGGGAUGCUCAUCGAGCUGCUGUUAAAGCAUUAGAAAGUGGUGGCAGUCUAAGUGUUGUAAUUAGGAGGAUUGAGGAAGCUAUGUCUUCCGGUUGAUGAGGUGACUGUUGAUUUUUGUUCCACGUUGUUUUUAAGGACAUGAUGGGCCUUGUGGCAAGAAAUCGAAAGUUGAAUUGGUUUCAUAUGGCUUCAUUUGCUCCUCUCUUCUCCUGCCGCUUAAUUGCCCUAAUUGAUGGUCUCAGUUACUCUUUCUCGAGCUCUAUGAUAGGAUAAUAAAAAAAGGGAGCAAAAAUAGGGUGAGAAGUGGGAUUAAAUGGAGACGGAUUUAUGCAGUACACAGGCCUAAGUUAUAACUGAAGCACUCUAGAGAUUGAUACAAGUGUCAGGCCGUCCUAAUCUGCAAACGUUUUUGAAGUUAGUCCAACUGUUAGCUGCGUGCAAGUAUUUUCAGUUUCUUACCACAAAGCAAGCACUACACUAGGAAACCUGUCAACUUCCAACUUUUCAAUCUGGUUCAACAUUUAGUAUUGAAUAGAAGAAAUAAUGGUAAACAACAGACCAAGAUCCUCUAGCAUUUGCUGUGGGGCAGAGCAACAACUGUAAUUCUUUCUUAAUUGUUUCCCCUGUAAGUGUGAUUUUACUGGAUAUGUACGUUUUCCAUUUGGAUUGUCCGUGGUGUUUGUAUCAGGAUCAUCAGUUAUACAUGCAUGCUGUAAAUGAGAUAAAUCAUUAUUGACGAUA
This is a messenger RNA of Populus trichocarpa (black cottonwood), 1910 nucleotides long. RefSeq lists its product as uncharacterized. The transcript is spliced from 8 exons. Gene Ontology annotation, biological process: proteolysis. The record is from RefSeq and is a predicted model, not a curated record. Gene Ontology annotation, molecular function: ATP-dependent peptidase activity; ATP binding; metalloendopeptidase activity. Lineage: Eukaryota; Viridiplantae; Streptophyta; Magnoliopsida; Malpighiales; Salicaceae. Bases 105 to 1265 code for a protein of 386 amino acids.